This is a messenger RNA of Hyaena hyaena (striped hyena), 1666 nucleotides long. RefSeq names its product GDP-mannose 4,6-dehydratase (gene GMDS). The transcript is spliced from 11 exons. Gene Ontology annotation, biological process: GDP-mannose metabolic process. Gene Ontology annotation, molecular function: GDP-mannose 4,6-dehydratase activity. NCBI's taxonomy places the organism in Eukaryota, Metazoa, Chordata, Mammalia, Carnivora, Hyaenidae. Bases 172 to 1290 code for a protein of 372 amino acids. The record is from RefSeq and is a predicted model, not a curated record.
CUUCCCAGCGCCCCUGUCAGAUUGUGGCGGCAGGCCGCGCGGUGCGCUCUUUCCCUGCAGCCUGGGCGAGGAGGUUUGCGCGCCGGCACACCCCCACGUCCCUUAGGCGCCGCUGCCUUCUCUCCACUGGCCUCCGCUCCGCCCAGCCUUCUGCCGCACGCCCGUAGCGACAUGGCACACGCGGCGGUACGCUGCCCCAGCGCUCGGGGCUCCGGGGACGGUGAGAUGGGCAAGCCCAGGAAGGUGGCGCUCAUCACUGGCAUCACGGGGCAGGAUGGUUCAUACUUGGCUGAGUUCCUGCUAGAGAAAGGCUACGAGGUCCAUGGAAUUGUGCGGCGAUCCAGUUCAUUCAAUACAGGUCGAAUUGAACAUCUGUAUAAGAACCCCCAGGCUCAUAUUGAAGGAAACAUGAAGUUGCACUAUGGUGAUCUCACUGACAGUACCUGCCUAGUGAAGAUCAUUAAUGAAGUAAAGCCUACGGAGAUCUACAACCUUGGAGCCCAGAGCCAUGUUAAAAUUUCAUUUGACCUGGCUGAAUAUACUGCAGAUGUUGAUGGAGUUGGCACUUUACGGCUUCUGGAUGCAGUUAAGACCUGUGGCCUUAUCAACUCUGUGAAGUUCUACCAAGCCUCAACUAGUGAACUUUAUGGCAAAGUGCAAGAAAUACCCCAGAAGGAGACAACUCCUUUUUAUCCUCGGUCACCAUAUGGGGCAGCAAAACUCUAUGCUUAUUGGAUUGUGGUGAACUUCCGUGAGGCAUAUAAUCUCUUUGCAGUGAAUGGCAUUCUCUUCAAUCAUGAGAGUCCUAGAAGAGGAGCUAAUUUUGUUACUCGAAAAAUUAGUCGGUCAGUGGCUAAGAUUUACCUUGGACAAUUGGAAUGUUUCAGCUUGGGAAAUCUGGAUGCCAAACGAGAUUGGGGCCAUGCCAAGGACUAUGUAGAGGCUAUGUGGCUGAUGUUGCAGAAUGAUGAGCCAGAGGAUUUUGUCAUAGCUACUGGGGAAGUCCAUAGCGUUCGGGAAUUUGUAGAGAAAUCAUUUUUGCACAUUGGAAAAACCAUUGUGUGGGAAGGAAAGAAUGAAAAUGAAGUGGGCAGAUGUAAAGAGACCGGCAAAAUUCAUGUGACUGUGGAUCUCAAAUACUACCGACCAACUGAAGUGGACUUUCUGCAAGGAGAUUGCACCAAGGCGAAACAGAAGCUGAGCUGGAAACCCCGGGUCGCUUUUGAUGAGCUGGUGAGGGAGAUGGUGGAUGCCGACGUGGAGCUCAUGAGAAACAACCCCAACGCGUGAGCGCGGCUGCGGAGCCCCGGGCCGCCCCUGUGGGCCUAAGGUCCCUGCUUGGAAUCGGCUGGUGCGGGGGCCGCAGGUGUGAUCCCGGGAGGGGCGGGAGAAUCCGGCCCGUUCCGUGCGACCGUCGCUGACUCUGCGCCUUAUUCCCGCCGUUAGGAUGUGGGGCGGCUGAGGUUUGUAGCAGACGGGACGUGGCACUCCGGGGUUCGGCCCAAUUUCCUUUUGUAGAGGCCUCUUCUAAAGGGUUUUGUGAAAUCAACAAGAUAUUUUAAUCACAAGUUCACUGUACGCGAAUUAUGUCAUUAGACAACCGAAAUUGUGGGGCUUUCAAAUUGUUUUUCUCUUUUAUUAAAAAUGGCCUUUCUAUGAACUAGCA